AUGCCGAGAAUCCAAUUUCGAAGCGAUGUGAUUACGGGAGCGGACAGUCUGUGGACGAGGCUGACCGGGCAGAAGUGGAGUAGACAUCACGUGUUCGUGUUCAUUCACACAUUCAUGAGGUGACUCAUUUGCCACGUCUCGAGGAAAAACAAAAUAUUUAUAGUUAUGCAAUGCUUCAUGCAACCAGAAAAACUCUGUCGACUGUAAAACCGUCUCUGAUUAACACGUGGAUGUCGAAUACUUCCACUCCCGAAGGUGCUUUGUUUCCGACUAAGCAGGCGGCCGCAGAGUUUCUCGGAGGGCUCGACACUGGAUUCAUGAUCGCCUAUGCCAUUGUAGGUGGACCUUAACGUGGAUUCCUAUGGAAAAGUCUUCAGGGGCUGUACAUUUGCGGAAUUCUCGGAGAUAACUACAACCCACGACGUCUGCUGGCUGCUGGAAUGAUGACGUCAUCAAUUGUCGUUCUCUCAUUUGGAUAUCUCACCGAGACUUUCCACUUUUACUCACCAACCUUAUACGCGUUUCUCUGGAUCUCAAAUGGGUUCAUUCAGUCGGUUGGAUGGCCGGUGGAAGUUUCCAUCAUGGGAAACUGGUUCGGUCAUAAUGCUCGCGGUGCAGUCAUGGGAGCUUGGUCUUCUUGUGCAAGCGUAGGAAAUAUCAUCGGAACCCUCAUUACAAGCCACACUCUAUUUCUAGGAUAUCAGGUAAACACUAACGUAAAAAUGUGUGGAAGAUAGCUUAUUUCAGUAUUCGUUCUUAAUUGUCUGCACUCUACUGUUCGUCUACAGCUUCCUCGUCUUUUUCCAACUUCCAUCGGCCCCGUGGGAAGUUAACAAUGAAGUUCCACCUGAGCAGAUGAACGAAGAAUUAGAAAACGACGAAACGACGGAAAGACCACCGCCUAUCGGAUUCUUCCGAGCUUGGCUACUUCCCGGAGUCAUUGCAGUCAGUUUGACACGAAUCCGAAACGAUUAACAGUUGUUUUGCAGUAUUCCUUAGCCUAUGCUUGUCUCAAACUUGUCAACUAUGGUUUCUUUUUCUGGUUACCCUUCUACCUCCAUUCCGGUCUCCACUGGCCAGAGUCCUAUGCCGAUGCGCUGUCCACGUGGUAUGAUGUCGGAGGAAUUGUGGCAGCUGUGAUUGCUGGAGCUUGUUCGGAUCACAUGAGAUCUCGUACUCCGGUCGUAUUCACAAUGCUUAUAAUAUCUACGUUCUCAUUGUACAUUUAUGCUCGUAAGUCAAAAUGUUAAAAAAGUAUUGAGCAUGCGGAUUUUCCAGAUUCUCCCGAAUCCUAUAAUUGGAAUGCUUUCUUACUGAUGAUAGCUGGUUUCUUCAUUGGAGGUCCAGCCAAUAUGAUAUCUAGUUCGAUCACGGCUGAUCUUGGGAAGUGCGAUCAAUUGCGCGGGAAUGCGGAAGCUCUUUCUACUGUGACAGGGAUAAUAGACGGAACCGGAAGCAUCGGCGCCGCGAUCGGGCAAUGGUUCAUACCGUCAAUUCAACUCUGGUUUGGAUGGGAUGCAGUUUUCUACGGUUUCAUUGUUAUGGUGGAAAAAACCACGACUACUUAAAUAAUACGUCGGAUUUCAGAUAAUUUGUACGGCUGUAUGCCUAGUUCCCGUUCUUUGGAAAGAACAGAAAGCUAGACGCACCGCUCACCGUUCGGAUGAGGUAUUUUCACUAUUGCAGGAAGACAGCGACACCGACGAAAGUUCAUCUAAUGAUAUUCAGGAGAUAAGAAGGAGACCUACUAGUGUCAAUGUGUAAUUUUACUAGAGGGGACGUGAAAUCGCCGGGCACAAGGUGUGAACAAAUGGGCGUUUUUUUGGGUUGUGCGCUGUCGGUUCUUGUUCUGUUCAUGUUGUUAUUGCAAAUACCAUUUUUGUACAUAUUGAAAGGCCAUAUCUUUUUCUAUUGCAUUCCAAUAAACGUAUCGAAAUUGAUCACACAAAAAGUACUCUUUUUUCCGAAUUUCCGCAUCUCUUUUGAGAGAUCGUCUUCUCUUGUGUCACUUUUCGGUAAAUUUGAUAUUUAAUUUGAGAGACCGGUUCUCGACAUUUUUGUCUACAUUCCUCUUUGAAGUUCAUCUGCCGUGAUAUGUCGGAUGAAAAUUCUAGCGCUGUGCCACGCGAAAGCCUUAUAACUCGUAUAACUGGUCAGAAAUGGACGCGGUACCAUGUACGGGUAUUCUUGCACACAUUUAUCGGGUAAGCUCAGCGAACUAAUACAGAUUCUGAUUUCAUCCUAGGUACGUUCUCUUACACGCAAAUCGAAAAACCUUAUCAACAGUUAAACCUUCUCUGAUCACUAUUUGGACAGACAAUUCGUCGACUCCAAAUGGCCCUCUUUUCGCUUCCAAGCAAACUGCGACGGAGUUUUUGGGAGCAUUGGACACAGGAUUCAUGAUAACUUAUGCAACAGUAAGCGUUUCGAAAAAAUACACUAAAAGUACGUUUUCUGUUAGGGACUUUACAUAUGCGGAGCGCUAGGUGAUAAUUAUAACCCACGAAAGAUUUUGAGCUUUGGAAUGGCUCUAUCUGCAAUCAGCGUUUUCAUUUUCGGAUAUGUUACGGAAGUUCUCCACUUCUAUUCGAUCCCUUUUUAUGCUAUUUUCUGGAUUUCAAACGGCUGUUUCCAGUCGGUUGGAUGGCCGUUAAUCAUAUGUAUCAUGGGAAGUUGGUUCGGAAAAACAGCCAGAGGAACCGUGAUUGGAGCGUGGUCAACAAAUUCAUGUGUCGGAAAUAUUCUAGCCUCGUUGAUUGCCAGCCAGACGGUUAGUUUUGGCUAUCAAUAUCCAUUCUUCAUCAUCUGCAUUGCACAAUUCGGCUACAGUAUCCUAACCUAUUUCCAUUUGCCAUCGGCGCCAUGGGAAGUGGAAGAACUGAAUGUUGGACGGAUCACGAAAGAAGCGCCAAGUGAGGAAAGAGAAAGACCGCCACCGCUGGGAUUCUUCCGUGCUUGGCUACUACCCGGAGUGAUAGCGGUUCGUUCAAAAAAAUAAUUUUUUAAGAUAUACUCAUUUAGUUCUCCAUUUCCUAUUCUUGUCUCAAACUUGUAAACGAUGGAUUCUUUUUUUGGCUACCAUUUUAUUUACACAAGUAGGCUUUCUGGUGAAAUAUUUUUUAACCUUGAAUGAUUUCAGCGGACUUCACUGGCCAGAGGCAUUCGCCGAUGCACUUGCCAUUUGGUACGAUGUAGGAGGAAUCAUCGCGUCUAUUGCCGCUGGAGCUCUUUCCGUGAGGCAAUCUUGACACCAGUGUAACAGAGAAUUCAGUUAAGGAUCGGAUGAAAUCUAGGACUACACUCGUUUUCAUCAUGUUGCUUUUCUCUACAGUUACACUUCUUGCCUAUUGCCGUAUGUCAAAGACUUAGAUUAUAUACACAGCCGCUAUUUGCCAGAUUCUCCGGAGUCAUACAGUUGGAAUGCGACCAUUCUGCUGAUUGUCGGGAUUUUCAUUGGAGGGCCAUUAAACAUGAUCGCCGGUUGCAUAACUUCCGAUCUUGGCAAAUCCGAAGCGUUGCAAGGAAACGCAGAGGCUCUGUCCACAGUCAGUGGUAUCAUUGACGGAACAGGAAGUAUCGGAUCAGCCAUCGGCCAGUGGCUGAUUCCGUUAGUACACGUCUGGCUAGGUUGGAAUGCUAUUUUCUAUGGCUUCAUGAUUUUGGUGAGGUCAUCGCUUUAUCAUUGCAACACAGCAAAUGCUCUCAGGUCGUAUGCUCGGCACUUUGCAUAUCCCCUGUAUUGUGGAGAGAACGGAAAGAGCAUAAGUUGCAAAAGGUAAUUCUUUAACACUCCGCGGCAAAUUGGAAUUUUCAGGUAGCUCAGAGACGCUGA
This is a messenger RNA of Caenorhabditis sp. 36 PRJEB53466, 3832 nucleotides long. The record is from the annotation of a GenBank genome assembly. Lineage: Eukaryota; Metazoa; Nematoda; Chromadorea; Rhabditida; Rhabditidae.